Frieseomelitta varia is the source of this 3082-nucleotide messenger RNA. RefSeq names its product plasmanylethanolamine desaturase (gene Kua). Gene Ontology annotation, molecular function: oxidoreductase activity. The transcript has 6 exons. Bases 1564 to 2487 code for a protein of 307 amino acids. NCBI's taxonomy places the organism in Eukaryota, Metazoa, Arthropoda, Insecta, Hymenoptera, Apidae. The record is from RefSeq and is a predicted model, not a curated record.
AUGGAAUGUAAUGAUAAUUUGAUUAGAGGCGCGCAUAUGCAAAUAUUUGAAAUAAUUGUGACGUGUAUGAAAAUACAGCCGCGACAAAUUGUCCCACCUCGACUGAACGGGAAUUGUUCUCAUGUCUAGAAGUGGUAAUAUCAGAAAGGGUAACCGCAUGACGGCGCCACGAGAGCGUCGCGACGCGAGCUGCGGUCGUCAGGCGGCGCCGGUCGUUCGUCACGAAACGAGGCGGGGUUGCAGGAGAGGUUCUCGUAUGAAAGAAGGAAAGAGUUGGGAGGCGGUUCGCGUGACGUAAAGUCAAGUCAAGCAAAAGAGAAAGAACCGAGGGGAAUCGGGUGAACAGAACGGUGUAUGUAAGGCAUAUACGGCGAAGCUAGCGCCUCCGUUUGUAAGCUCUGUUCGUUAAUUUUCGUACCUUUCGUAUCGGUUAAUGAAAGAGAGAAACCGAACGAAUUCCAGAAAUUAAAUGUCAACUUGUGUCAACUUGCAGUACCUCCACGAUCCCUUUCGUCAAUUACUCCCACCUUUCUUUUCUCUCACUUUGCGCACGUACACUUUCGCUCUUUGUCAUUUUCAAUUUUAUGUCCUUACACUGGUGCCUGUCAUUCACGAAAAUACACUACCAGUUACUACCAGUUCUCUACGGUGAUAUCACGGUGUAGCAAGAUCAAAUCGACGACGAAGAAAAAGGAAAAAGAUCCGUGCAUGAAACUACAUACGAAUGCAUGCGAACAUCAUGUGUGUCUUCCUACAUGUACGUGUUAUAUCGGUACGAGGUGCGACAGUGCCUCGUCGUAGGUCUGUUUUGACUCUACCAGUGACUAACUGAGCGUGCAAAUUCAGCAACUUUGUGGCCGGACAAUGAGUCGACCAGGAUAACGACUGUAAACACGGAAACACUGAGGGAUCCUCUUAAUUCUACGAGGAUUUUCUAUCAUCGUCUUUAUUCCUAUCAUCUUUCUUACGGAGAUAUAUAUGGGAAGACGUAUGCAAUAAUUUGCUUGCUGCAGUGUCGUGUUAAAUCCAAUUUUGUUAAAGUAUCGCGAUUAACAGAUACUUUAAUACGAGUUUGAACGAGCAUUGUAGCAUAAAUUUCAUUGAAUGAGACUUCAGAUAAGAAGACUUUAAAACAAAAACGGGAGGAACGCACAGUGACAACGAAAAAAAUUAUAAUUUCAACGAAUAAAUGUUAUAAUGGCUACAGUAGGAAAAAUUGUACAAAAAGCAGAUGGAUCAAAUGGUAGAUGAUGAGGAGAUACAUCAAAUAAUGCGUAACACGUUAUGGCCGUUUCUGCACACAAAAUUCAAAAGAUCGUCCGUAUUUUAUAAGAACUUACUCGAUAGAAUAUAAAUUGUUUAUAAGAAUAUAUAGAAACGCAUCGCUGCCUUUUUCGUAAUCGAAUAAAAAAGACCUCGCAAUGUUGAAAUACGCGCAAUCAUUACAGAAGAAGACGGAUUCGUAAAAAAAAAAAAAAAAAAAAAAAAAAAAAAAAGGAAAAAAAAGACACAUUUAGAAUUUACAUUAUUCAACGAAUAUUCAAAAUAAUUACUAUAAUAAGUAUGGAUGAGAUAAAAGUGGCAAACUUAGGCCAAGCGGCAUCAGCUGCAUGCUCGAUGGCUACGAAUUUUUUGGCGCCAGUGAAAACUGAACGGCAGAUCUACGAGAAUUCAAUGCUCGAGGACGAUCCCAAUGCCAAUUCGGUAGUCUCAACUUCACAAGAGGACAGAACCGUACCAAGAUGGGGUCCCAAUCACAAGGGUGCUCAAGAAUUAGCAAAUCUUUAUAGUACUGGGAAAAGGACACAAGAGUGCAUUUGUGUCGGGAUCUGUAUUACACUCAUUAUAGUUAAUUCAAUAUUUAUUCUUGUCAGAUUACGAUUAGAAAAUUUAAGCUCGAUAGCGAUAGCUGCGUUUUGUGGCAUCGUUACGGCAGAUUUUGGAUCUGGAUUAGUUCAUUGGGCUGCUGACACUUGGGGUUCUGUAGAACUUCCAAUUCUUGGAAAGAAUUUUUUAAGACCAUUUCGAGAACAUCACAUUGAUCCAACAAGCAUAACAAGGCAUGAUUUUAUAGAAACUAAUGGUGAUAAUUUCAUGGUCACAAUUCCAUUUCUUUAUAAAUUAACAUGGGAUUUCUUAACUCUCCCAGAAUCAGAGAUACAACAAAAAUUUGUUUGGACAUGUUAUUGGUUUCUACUUGCAAUUUUUGUAGCAAUGACUAAUCAGAUACAUAAAUGGUCGCAUACAUAUUUUGGAUUGCCUUCCUGGGUUAUUUGGUUGCAAGAACAUAGAGUUAUAUUGCCUAGGAAACAUCAUCGCGUGCAUCAUGUUGCACCACAUGAAACUUAUUUCUGUAUUACUACUGGAUGGUUAAAUUGGCCAUUAGAACAACUUCGGUUUUGGUAUAUUCUAGAAAUUAUAAUUGAAAAAGCUACUGGCUGUAAACCCAGGGCGGAUGAUUUGAAAUGGGCACAAAAACGAUCUUGAGAAUUAAUAUAUUUUAUUAUUUUAUGCAUUUUUAUGGAUAAAAAAAUAAUUUAACAAAAAUCGAAAUUUUCCAUGGAUUUGUAACUUCAUGGAAAAAAAUAGAGAAAAAUUUCAAAUAGAAUAUGCUGAGAGGAAAGUUAAAUCCAUAUUCAAAUUUUUUUCUUAUAUUUAGCACUACGAGGCCUUUCCUACAAAAGAUAGAUAGCGUGAUUAAAGACAUUUAGUACUACUUAAGUAUGCUUUUGAAGUUUACACAUUUAUAAUAUAUAUAAAUGCAAUAAUAUAAAUAUAUAUGUAUAUACAUCACAUAAGUGAGUACGAAAUCAUAUUUGUGUAACUAUGAAUUAUGAAUUAACAAUUGGCCUGAUGAAUUAAGCAAUUCUAUGUUUAUGCACUGCACAAUCAUUACACAAGUAGCACAAAUUUGAAGCAAAAAGUAUUAAUUUAACAUUUUAUAUAAUAAUUUAUGUAUUAAAAAGCUAUAAUCAAACUGCAGUACAUUGUGAAUGAAAAGUGUCGCGUAAUAUAUUUAAAUUUUAAACACAAUGUUCAGUGGCUAUGAAAUGAAAUCGAAUGAAAUCGAAUGAAAGAUAAA